Messenger RNA from Didymella exigua CBS 183.55, 1821 nucleotides. RefSeq lists its product as uncharacterized. The coding region runs from base 307 to 1524 and encodes 405 amino acids. The record is from RefSeq and is a predicted model, not a curated record. The transcript has 4 exons. Gene Ontology annotation, biological process: polyketide metabolic process. Lineage: Eukaryota; Fungi; Ascomycota; Dothideomycetes; Pleosporales; Didymellaceae.
UAGCAGUGUGGGGAAGGUGUUGCAGUGGAGCCCGGGCGAGGGUGCGACGUCACUCGUGGAACAGGAUUCAGCUGUGUAGACGGCGCGACAGGCUGGGUGAGCCCACAAUCAUUAACGCAGCCGCCCCCGCCCGGUGGCGACGUGCUCGAGUGUGCCCCUGACCUGAUCGCAGCCUCGCUUCUCGAGACUGCCUUUGCAAUAUCGUACUGCCUUUGUAGUAACAUCGGCGCAAUCCGGCCCUGGGCCUCAGACAAGGACCCUCGCCCGCCCGCCAGCUCCCGUGACGCGCGACCAUUGACGAGCAGCAUGGCGAGACAGUUUCUCUCGGACAAGAACGGUUGGCUGUCCUUUACCCACAGCACGCCGGUUCUGUACAUAACGGCCGAAGAUGACGAGUUCGACAUGGAGACGAUGCGCGCGUGGCGCGACGAGGGCUUCAUCGUGAAAUACAUCCCGCAGGGCAAGAACGGCAAGGCAUACGUCAACACGCUGCACAAGCUGGGCGACGGCAUGGGAAUCGGCGAGCGGUACGCGGUCGUAGCAUUCGGGGAAGCAGCCGCAGUCUGCCUGGACGUCUUCGCCGAGCCCAAGACAGCCACAAGCAAGCUGUGCUCCCUCGUCGCGUACUACCCGACGUCGAUCCCCGACCCGCGCCGCCGCUUCACGGCCAGCUUCCGCGUCGUCGUGCACCUCGCCCAGGGCAGCGGGGACGACGGCGAGACGGUCGACAUUGUGAGGCGCCCGGAGGUGCUGGGGAUACAAGCGAGGCGAAGGCUGGUCACGAAGCGUGUCACGCCUGGCAUUGGCGCGGGCGGGCUGCUGGCGAAGAUGGAGUACCCGGCGUACACGUACGAGGGCGUUGAUCCGGGCUUUGCGGAACACGAUCUGGAGCAGUACGACGCGGUUGCCGACGGCAUCGCGUGGAGCCGCAGUCUGCAUGUCGUGCGCACAGGCUUCGGCGCAGAGGUGCGCCUGGAGAGGCCGUGGGAGGACAACGUCGAGCAAAAGUACCGCGCCCACAACGUCCAGAAGCUCAUGGACACGUACGUCAACCACCCAACGCCGUGCGUCAACUUCACCCCGACCAUGACGGGCGGCUUUGGGCGCGCCGAGCUGAAGCGCUUCUACGCCGACUUCUUCCUCACCACUGCCCCGCCGUCGCUGCACCUCCGCCUCGUCUCGCGUACCAUCGGCAUCGACCGCAUCGUCGACGAGCUGUACGUGCAGUUCAAGCAUACGUGCGUCAUGCCGUGGAUCCUGCCGGGCGUGCAGCCCACGAACCAGAAGGUCGAGAUCAUCGUCGUCAGCAUCGUGGGCAUGCGCGCGGGCAAGGUGUGGAGCGAGCGAGUGUACUGGGACCAGGCGAGCGUGCUGUUCCAAGUCGGCCUUUUGGACUCGGAGGAGGUGCCUGAGCAGUUCAAGAAGGCGGGGCUGGAGAUGCUGCCGGUUUCGGGCAGCGAGGCGGCGCGGAAGGUCAUGGACAUUGAGAGCGAGGAGGCCAACUUUAUGAUUGACGACUGGUGAGGAUGAUUGAGCUCGAGGAGGUGAAUCUCAUGAUUGACGACUGAUUUAGGAUAUUGUAUUUGCACAUUUUCAGGCCAAGUAAUGCGCGACAUGUUGAGCUGGGAUCUGACAUGUGUUCUUCGAUUGUUGGCUCGGCAGUGCUGCGUUGAAGCAAUUACUCGCAGACGCGUUGAAGCAGUUACUCGUAGACGCGUUGAAGCAGUUACUCGUACACGCGUUGAAGCAAUUACUCGUACACGCGUUGAAGCAACUACUCGUAGACGCGCUGAAGCAAUUACUCGUAGCCGCGUUGAAGCA